This is a messenger RNA of Fasciola hepatica (liver fluke), 423 nucleotides long. NCBI's taxonomy places the organism in Eukaryota, Metazoa, Platyhelminthes, Trematoda, Plagiorchiida, Fasciolidae. The record is from the annotation of a GenBank genome assembly.
AUGGACAUCUUGCUGUAUCGUGUGAAUCAAAUUAUUGCCUGGUUCGUUUUUUGGCUCUUCAUAUGUUUUUAUUCGACCAACGUGAAUGGUGACAACGAUCUGACACAACGCAUCAACGAAUUCAAAUUGAACUAUCAAAUACUAACACAAAAGUGGAAUGAACUUAUCUAUCAUGCCAACAAAAACGGCCUACAGACGAGUUUUGAAAAAUGUGAAAAAACGAUAAAAUCUAUGUUGGUUUUCGGUCACGGAAUCCAAAGAGAUAUGGGACAGAUGGGAAACGACCCACAAACUUCCUUACUACCAACAAUCCGAAGUGCAACAGCUUUAGCACAUCAGAUAAUCGAGAUAAUUGGUGCUGUCAUUUUCCAAGCGGAUUUGGCAACAGCUAUGCUAAACGAAUCUACCAGAAGAGACAAAUAA